Messenger RNA from Bemisia tabaci, 4459 nucleotides. RefSeq names its product probable squalene--hopene cyclase. Lineage: Eukaryota; Metazoa; Arthropoda; Insecta; Hemiptera; Aleyrodidae. Gene Ontology annotation, cellular component: lipid droplet. The record is from RefSeq and is a predicted model, not a curated record. Gene Ontology annotation, biological process: triterpenoid biosynthetic process. Gene Ontology annotation, molecular function: intramolecular transferase activity.
CUCAUCGAUUCACUAUUAUAGAUGCACUUGCUUUUUUGCCCAUGAUAGACUACUCCGUCCACAGUUGACUCCAAGACCCCAUUGUGUUCAAGUGAGGUCCGCAGGAGAAAAAACAAGUCUAGCAAGAAGUCGCAACAGGAAGAAACCACCGGAGCCGACAAAAUGGCGCCCUGUACAAGAACUGAAACAAUCGUCGAGUACCCUAAUUUGUUAAGUGACCCGGAUGCGCUGGAGUCUCACUUGAAACAAGCCACAGACGCAAUCCUGGCCCUACAGAAAGAAGAAGGCUUCUGGGAAUGGGACUUCGAAUCAGACGCAACCUACGCCGCAGAAUACAUAUUCACAGUCCGCUUCCUCGGCGAAACACCAAACGUCGAGCUCGAACAGAAGAUGGGGUGCUAUCUCCGUCGAAUCCAACUCCCGGACGGAGGAUGGCCGGUCUUCGCCAACGGCCCAACGUCGGUCAACUCCAGUGUGAUGGGCUACCUGGCCCUGAAGAUGAUCGGCGACUCGCCAGAGGAGGAGCACAUGGUCCGGGCGCGCAAGGCGAUCAUGGCAGCAGGCGGAGCCGAGGCCUCCAACAAGUUCAUACGCAUCCGGCUCGCCCUGCAAGGCAUCAUCCCUUGGGACGCAAUCCCUCUCAUACCCGUCGAGAUCAUGUUCCUGCCGCAGUGGUUCCCGUUCCACCUGUCGAAGGUGGCGUGUUGGUCCCGUACCGUCAUCGUCCCAUUGGCGGUCCUCAGCGCCACGCGGGCGGUCGGGAAACCGCACGGCGUCCGCAUCGACGAACUGUUCAACGGACCACCCGAGAAAGUCGCAUUGCCGCCGCGGGGGCCUCAUCACAGCAUCGUCAUGCACUCCUUCUUCAGCGCCAUGAACACUGCCCUGCUUAUGGUCCAGCCAUACAUCCCUUCGAGCCUGCGCCAGAGAGCGAUCGACAAGGCAGUAGCGUGGCUGGAGGAGCGCAUUCGUCCAGGGGAAGGCCUCUACGGUGCCUCUUUCAAUUCCAUCAACGCCUUGCUCUUGUUCGCAGCUCUCGGUUACCCUGCCACCCACCCCACCCGCGUCAUCUUGAGAGAUUUCAUCGAGUCGCUGGUUCUUGUCCGUGAAAAGGAAGCAUAUUUGCAGGUUGUCAGGUCACCGAUGUGGGAUACGACGAUCGUAGCGCAUGCCCUCCUAGAAACGCAGGAACCCCACGCCAAGAAGGCGGCCAUGCGCGGUCUGGAAUGGUUGCGCCCGAAGCAGAUCCUCGACGUGCGGGGCGAUUGGACCUACACCCGACCCCACCUGCUCCCGGGCGGCUGGCCGUUCCAGUUCGGGAACUCCGUCUACCCGGACAUCGACGACACGGUGGUGACCGUCAUGGCCAUGCACCGCGCUGAUCCGGAAGCCUUCGCGGAGGCAAUCAAGCGGGGACGCGACUGGGCGAUCGGCAUGCAGAGCCACAACGGGGGUUGGGGCACCUACGACGCCGACAACGACCACCACUGGCUCAACCAGAUCCCUUUCGCGGACCACGGGUUCCUCAUCGACGAUCAGACCGCCGACGUGACCGGGAGGUGUCUGUCGUUGCUCGGGCAACUGGGCGAGCUGCCGGCGACGAGCGAGGCAGCGCGGCGUGGGAUGGAGUUCGUCCUGAGGAAGCAAGAACCCGAUGGGAAAUGGUGGUGUCAGUGGGGACUGAACUAUACCCAUGGAGCUUGGAGUGCUUUGAGUGGGCUGAAUGCUAUUGGUAUGUCGCAUGAUGAUCCGAGGGUUAAGCUUGCGGUGGAGUUCCUUGUUUCUGUGCAGAACGAGGAUGGUGGUUGGGGGGAGGACGGGAUCACUUACGAGCGGGGGUGCUACGUGACGGCCCCCAGCGCCCCUACACAGACAGCGUGGGCCUUGUUGGCGCUGAUGGCUGGUGGCGCGGUGCGUCAUCCUGCGGUGGCACGUGGUGUUGAAUGGUUGCUCCGGACACAGUGCGAUCACGGGCUCUGGGAGGAAGAGAGCUACCAGGGGGCAUGUGCCCCUAGUCUUCCGUUCCUUCGUUACCAUGGUUACUGCAAGUACUUCCCCCUGUGGGCGUUGGCCCGGUAUCGAAAUUUGAAACGGGAUGGUGUAACUCGCGUGUCCCUCGGGUUGUGAAGGGUUUACGGACAGUAGGUCUAAAAGAAAAAGGGCUACAAAAAAAAGGCUACCUUUUUUGGUCUACAGUCAAAAUGUCUGCAUGAAAAUGCCUAUAAAAUAGUGUCUAUAGGAAAAUAUGUCUGCGGUAUUAAAAUGUCUUUGGUUUGACCGCCUACUCCAAAAAUGUCAAAGUACGUAUUUAUAUCGUCUGGUAAGAAUCUCAUUUGAAAGUGUAUCCCCAAAGACAGGACGAGGCUGUGGAUGCUGCAGAAGCUGAUGCGUAAAAAUUGUGAGUCUUAUUUCGCGAAUAAUUGACCCUAUAAAUAUCAUGUGUAUUUUAUAUAUAUUUUAUUUAUUUUUUUUAUUUUAUGAAUAUAUUUUAUAUAUUUUCAGUGGUCAACAUAAAUGUUUUGACAUUUUCUAAGUGGGCAAACAAACCGUAGACAUUUUAAUAGCGUAGACAUAUUAAUCUGUAGACAUAAUUUCAGUAGGCAUUUUAAUGUAGACGUUUUGACGGUAGACUGAAAAAGGUAGCCCUUUUUUCUGUAGACGUACUGUCUGCAUACCUUGUGAAGAUAUUCUUGACUCAGCUUACGAACAUUGAUUGAGAUGACACGGUCAGGUGAUUUGUAUCACACGUAACGAAUCUUAUUCGAUCAUCCAUGAGAACGAAGACCUCAGAGGACAACUUUGAUGAAUACAGUCGAAAAAAAGCCCACCUUCACUUGUAAUGUUGCAAUUUACUGUAUAGUUUCUCAUUUUGCCGAGAAAAACUAACGUGCAGGUUUUUUUUUUUUAAAUUUUUUUUUCAAAACUUGUUAAUGUUUUUUUCACGAAGGCAAGGACCGUUGAAGAAAAUUUCAACGAGAUGUUUCAAUUUGAUUACUGUGGUCUGGACCAUGAAAACUUGUUGAUCAGGUGUGAUGUCGCUAUCUUGCGCGAGGCAUUUUUUACGAGGCUGUUUGUUCAACCCUGAUAAGUUGGCAAGAGUAAGGCAAUUGUUUCCUUCGACUAAAAAAUUGCACUUUUGCACUUUUUGCAAAUUGCUUCUUUCCAAGAUAUUUAGCGCUCAGAAUUGUUCGUGAUAAGAAUUUGCAUCAGAAACUCUGCCAAAAAAAGGUGAAAAACCGGGGAAAUCUCGGGAAUUUGUAUGUUUUAAACAUUUGAUAAGUCAGGGAAUAUUUAAAUCCAAGAAAUCUUUGCCCUAUAUUCAUGCAACGACGACGUAUGAUUGCAAUGAGUGAAUGGCUCAAUUGUUAAAAGCACCAAAUAAACCUAUCUACCUACCUACCGCACUUUGUUACUGAAAGCAAAAUAAAUUGAAGGAGCUCUGGAUUUUUAAAUGGCUAGGUCUGGAUGCAACUUUACGUGUUCUUGGGAAGUAUGUGUUGUAUACCCAGAAAAUUGCAGGCGCUCUGCUUUUCUUGGGUUCAUUGUACGGCUGUAGUUAUAUUACCCAAGGGUUUUGUACGUUGCAUUUACCAUAAAAUCCUUAAAAUUUGGAUGAGUCGUGUAUGACCAUGUCAGCGUUGUAAAUUAGUGCACAUUGCGGACAUUUUCUUGGUAGUAAUUUGCGGGAUUGACACCUGCGAUGCCUUUGUGUAAAUGUUUUUAUUGGAAAAUGUGCAACAUUUAGCAACGCUGAUAUGGUGCAACACGGCUUAUUCGAACUCGGAGGUCUGCAAGACAAACGCGAUUGUAAAUGCAACUCACAAAACCCUCGAAAUUUAACAACCUCAGCCAUUCCUUGCACCCAAGAAGAUCAGAGCGCCUGCAAUUUCUUGUGUAUGCAACGGGAACAUCCUGAGAACACGUAGAGUUGCAUCCAGACCUGGCCUUAUAGAAAACCAAAGCACGUCUUCAAUUUUUCAGUUAUGAUAACAAAAUGAAGGUGUCACUUAAUGCAUUCAUAUGCCAUCAUUGCAUGAAAAUAGGGUGCUUUAAGGAUUUAAUCAAAUUGAAAAAAAAAGAAAUAAGUAAUUAAAAUACAAGGGUUGAAUCGCAGGUACAUUGGCUCAGUCAGACGACUCAGUCUCUUUUUCUGUGGUCGGUUACAUUUGUUGGUAAAUAUUUUAGAUUUUCAAAACCUCAUGACAGCAAUACACUAGUAGUUUACAUUCAUUGCAAUUGCAAUCGCCUUGAAAUCUGAAUUUUCUGGGAUGACAUUACGGUUGACACUUUAGGUGUAUAUUCUCACGAUAUACUUGGCGUAAGUUAAAAUUUUAUAUUAGCCUGGCCAUAUUUUAUGAUAAGGAAACCUUGAAAGGUUUCAGUGUUGUAAAAAUGAAUGUAAAUAUUGUAUUUUUAUAUUAAAAUCGAAUGGUACCUUUCAAAUUUGUUAAUCAGUUAA